AUGGCCACCAAAAACAAAACUUAUCAGCAACCUACUGCCACCACCAUCGAAGUGGAAGCUUCUGUGUUGUUGUCUUUGGUUAGACACACAUCAGAACACUACCCAGCCUUGUACUCGGGAGCUCUUCUCGGAUUUGAAGACGAAGAAGGUGGUGUUGACAUCACCCACGCCUUCCCAUACCCUUACCCAGAUCAGUAUGAGGGUGGAUCUCUUAGAUCCAAGAGUGGAUCCAAGUAUCAACAGGAUAUCUUAGACUCGUUGAGAAACCUUGGCUACGGUAUCGAUUUCCAAGGUUGGUUCCAAUCCACUAUCAGUGGUAACUUUGUAACCACUCAAUUGGUUGACGCUUUAGUGCAACAGCAAUUGACCAACAAGAACGCUUUCGUCUUGGUUCACAACAUGGCCUCCAUCGGUAAGGAAUUGGACUUGAAGGCAUUGAGAUUGAGUGAAAACUUUGUCAACACAUACAUAAGCGGCAAGUGGAGAUCCAAGAACUUAGAGCUCAACAGAUUGUCGUACCUUAACUUGUUUGACGAGUUGGAAAUCAAGAUCCACAACCAACAGUUGAUCAACUUAUACUUGGCAGGAAACGAAGACACCCUUGCCAAGCCAAUGGAAAAGGAAUUUGAUAUCUUGAACUUGUCCUCCAACCAAAACGUCACUGCCCAGUUAUUAGAGUCCUUGUACAGUCAGGUUGAUUCUUACAACUACGACCAGAACAACUUCAACUACUACCAAAGACAAUUACAGAAGGAAAACAGCAAGAUCACCCAAUGGAAGCAACAGAGAAAGGUGGACAACAUUGAAAGAGCCAAGAAGGGUGAAAGUGAAUUGGAUACCACCGAGUGGGAGACCAUUUUCAAGUUGCCAGCCGAGCCAUCCAGAUACAAUAACAUGUUACAUUCUCACAGCAUUGACGUAUUAGCUGACGAUAUUUUAAAGAAGUGUGACGAGGAGUUGACCAAGAGUUUCGCCAUCGAGAGAAAGCUUGUUGCAGAGUAA
Dujonia railenensis is the source of this 1002-nucleotide messenger RNA. Lineage: Eukaryota; Fungi; Ascomycota; Pichiomycetes; Serinales; Debaryomycetaceae. The record is from the annotation of a GenBank genome assembly.